AUGGCGUCCAUCAGCAGAGAAACGAGGCGACUCUUCUUCCUUCGACUCCUCAUCGCUUCUAUCCCAGCAUGCACUGGGCUUCCUGGAGGAGGCGUGUUCGUGAGCAGACCUGAGGCCAGCGUCUUCCUGCAUCGCAAUCGUCGAGCCAACUUCCUGUUUGAGGAGCUGAGGAGAGGAGAUCUGGAGCGCGAGUGUCAGGAGGAGAAAUGCUCCUACGAAGAGGCGAAGGAGAUCUUCGCUCUGCCUCAGCAGCUGGAGGCCUUCUGGAGGCUCUACACAGCGGUGGACCACUGCCUGUCGUCUCCCUGUAAGAACGGAGCCACCUGCACCCGACAGGUCGACACCUACGUCUGCAAGUGUCCACCUGGUUUCCAUGGAUCCCAUUGUGAUAAAGCUCGUGUGACGUCACACGGCUGUCGCUAUAGAAAUGGAGGGUGUGAACAUUUCUGCCGACAGUUUCCGGAUCGUCCUCACGUCUGUUUCUGCGCUCCGGGUUAUCGUCUGCAUCGGGACGCCAACACCUGUGAGCCCGAAGAUCCUGUGGCCUGUGGAAGACUUCAGAUACAUUUUGGCCCAAGGGUCGUCAACGGGGAGAUCUGCCCCAAAGGUCACUGUCCGUGGCAGGCUCUGCUGACUGAGCGUAACGUUUUUAUCUGCGGGGCUAUCGUUCUGUCCAACCGCUGGAUUCUAACCGCAGCUCACUGCGUUUGGGGAAAACCUUCCGGCAUCUUCAACGUCACCGUCGGUGAACAUGACCUCAACGUGGACGAACGGACUGAGCAGAGGCGGCGGGUGGUCAAAGUGCGGAUCCAUCCCAGCUACAACAAGACCAGCUAUGACAGCGACCUGGCCCUGCUGAAGGUGCACCGCCCCAUCAAACUAGGAUCCUACGUGGUUCCCGUUUGCCUCCCCGCAUGGAACAGCACCUUCAGCCGAACGCUGUCGGCCGUACGCCACUCCACCGUGUCCGGUUGGGGCCGCCUGUUGCUGGGCGGUUCCGCCGCCAGAAUCCUCCAGCGGGCGACGCUGCCGAGGGUUCUCCUGCAGGAGUGCCGCCUCCACACCAGGCUCAACGUCACCAGGAACAUGCUCUGCGCCGGGCUGAAGUCUGGCGGCCGGGACGCCUGCCAAGGGGACAGCGGCGGCCCUCUGGUGACACGCUACAAGAAGACCUGGUUCCUGACGGGGGUGGUGAGCUGGGGGAGGGGCUGCGCCAGUAAAAACCUGUACGGGGUCUACGCCAAAGUCAGCAACUACCUGGACUGGAUCCAGGAUGUCAUGUACACCACCUGAAAAGUGGUCCGGGUCCACAAACCCGAGACCUGAACCACAAGAUAAAAAGUUGUAUUAUGUGUACGAAUACAAAUGCUGAUUUUGUGAUUUGUAUCAUUUUGUCUCAUCAGAUUCAGUUUGAGAUCUAAAGGGAUUAUUUUAUGCGUUCUGGCAAAAUAAAUAAAGACG
Messenger RNA from Anarrhichthys ocellatus (wolf-eel), 1461 nucleotides. It is a transcript of the gene f7l, whose product is annotated as coagulation factor VII, like. Lineage: Eukaryota; Metazoa; Chordata; Actinopteri; Perciformes; Anarhichadidae. The transcript is spliced from 8 exons. The record is from RefSeq and is a predicted model, not a curated record. Gene Ontology annotation, cellular component: extracellular region. Gene Ontology annotation, biological process: proteolysis; blood coagulation. Gene Ontology annotation, molecular function: serine-type endopeptidase activity; calcium ion binding. Bases 1 to 1293 code for a protein of 430 amino acids.